This is a messenger RNA of Arabis nemorensis, 714 nucleotides long. The record is from the annotation of a GenBank genome assembly. NCBI's taxonomy places the organism in Eukaryota, Viridiplantae, Streptophyta, Magnoliopsida, Brassicales, Brassicaceae.
AUGAAUGGAGCUGGUAAGUUUGAACCGAGUUCGAGUAAGAUAGUUUUUGAGGACAGCGAAGAAGAUCUCUCGUGUUCAUCUGUGUCUUCUUCAGAUGAGGAAAUACAUAAAUUGCGAGCYGAUGGUUCUCGUGCAGCUCCAAGUAAAAAACCAAGUCAAGUGAAGAAAACGGGUCGUGCAAACAAAAACAGACCAAUGGAGUUAAGUUGUAGUAAACCUGUGUCUCGAUAUAGAGAGGUAGUUCAUGUUCCAAAGAAGGUGGUUCGCGAUCCUCGCUUUGACUCAUUGGGUGGAAAACUUGAUGUUGAGGGGUUCAGGAAACGAUACAAUUUCUUUUUCGAGGACAAACUUCCUGUAGAAAGAGAGGAACUGAAAAAGCAGCUAAAGAAAACAAGGGAUCCAGAGCAGGUCCACGAACUAAAGAACCGGUUAAGUUAUGUUGAGAAAUGGUUGAAAUAUGAUCCAUCAACAAAUAACAAAGGGAAAGCAAUACUAACAGAACACAAAAAGAAAGAACGAGAAGCGGCAAAAGAGGGGAAACAGCCUUACUAUCUCAAGAAAUCGGAAAUUCGAAAGCAAAUGCUCAUUGAAAAGUACAACAGUCUCAAGGAAUCUGGGAAGCUUUCAUCGUAUAUUGACAAACGGAGGAAGAAGAAUGCGACAAAGGAUCACAGGUACAUGCCCUAUCGUCGAGCCAGUGCCUCGGAGCAAUAG